AAAUAAAUAAAAUAAUUAAUAAUAAUAAAGCACCGACGAGACGGGCCUCCCAUUCCGCGUUUGCCGAAGCUGAGUGAAGAACCAAGCACACCGAGUCUGAACUCUGAGCGAUAAUUAUGCAAUAACAAGUAAUAAUAUAUUACUAUUAUUACUACUAUUUCCAGAAUCCCGGAUCUCCGCUUCCUAAAAAUGGCGCGUACAUCCCUCUCCCUCCCUCUCAUUCUCAUUUUCCCUCUUCUUUUCCAUCUUGCUCUUGCCAAAACCCUUAAACGCGACGUGAAGGCAUUGAAUGAAAUAAAGGCAUCUUUAGGCUGGAGAGUGGUAUACGCUUGGGUCGGCGACGAUCCUUGUGGUGACGGUGACCAUCCGCCGUGGUCUGGUGUCACAUGCUCUACUGUAGGAGAUUAUAGAGUCGUCACCGAAUUGGAAGUAUACGCGGUAUCUAUUGUGGGGCCAUUUCCUACUGCUGUAACGAAUUUGCUGGAUCUUACUAGACUGGAUCUUCACAAUAACAAGCUCACAGGGCCCAUUCCUCCACAAAUUGGCCGAUUGAAGCGUCUUAAGAUACUUAAUUUGAGGUGGAAUAAACUACAAGAUGUUAUUCCUCCCGAAAUUGGUGAACUGAAGAGUUUAACUCAUCUUUAUCUGAGUUUCAAUGCUUUCAAAGGAGAAAUCCCCAAGGAGCUUGCAAUUCUUCCUGAGCUUCGGUAUCUUUAUCUACAUGAGAAUCGCUUUUCUGGGCGAAUUCCUGCAGAGCUGGGGACACUGAAAAAUCUUCGGCACCUUGAUGUUGGCAACAAUCAUUUGGUGGGUACUAUAAGGGAACUAAUACGUCUUGAUGGUUGCUUCCCUGCUCUUCGCAACCUUUAUUUAAAUGAUAAUUAUCUUACUGGAGGAGUCCCUGCACAACUUUCAAACCUGACCAGCUUGGAGAUCUUGCACCUAUCACACAAUAGAAUGACUGGAAUAAUACCUGUUGGGCUUGCUCAUAUGCCUAGAUUGACUUACUUGUACUUAGAUCACAACAAUUUUAAUGGGAGAAUUCCUGACGCCUUCUAUAAGCAUCCAUAUUUGAAAGAAUUGUAUAUCGAAGGAAAUGCAUUCAAGCCAGGUGUAAACCCAAUAGGUGUUCACAAAGUCCUUGAAGUGUCUGAUACCGAGUUUGUAGUUUAGUGUAAGCAUCAACCUUUCUUUAUUUUUGAAUACUAUAAUAUUUUUGACUUCACAAGGCUUUAUUUAUGUUUCUGUAAUGAAAUGGGAAAAUGUAGCUGCUCUCUA
Molecule: messenger RNA, 1278 nt
Organism: Populus nigra (black poplar)
Lineage: Eukaryota; Viridiplantae; Streptophyta; Magnoliopsida; Malpighiales; Salicaceae
Product: probable leucine-rich repeat receptor-like protein kinase At1g35710
Exons: 12
Coding region: 190-1173 (327 amino acids)
Molecular function (GO): protein binding
Source: RefSeq, a predicted model, not a curated record